AUGUUUGGCUUCUCAGACGAGAUAUCCUCUCGCACCCGUGGAGCGCUAGAAGCCGCCAUCAGAGCCAACACAAACUCCUACAUCCAGGCUUACUGGAUCGACGCCGUAUGCGUACCUCGCUCAGGGCCAGAACGUAUCGCCACCCUCGAAAGUAUGGGUCUGAUAUACUCAAGAGCAACAUGCUGCAUCGUGCUCCUUGAGCGUUCGACCUUCUUCGCAGUCUGGCGUAGCGCGCGAGGCAGAGCCAGAGACACCGAUAUAGCGACCAUCGAUCGCGAGCCAUGGAUCCGAAGCGUAUGGACAUACCAGGAGGUUGUCAAUGCAAGCACCAUCACGAUCACCACUUUUGACCUGGAGACUCCAAUGCGCAUGGACGGUAACGAUCUCUUCAGUACCACUGGGAAAGCGCUGAGAGAUGUCGAGGAGAACGCAGAUGUUCGCGGCUGGGACUUAGCUCAACGCUAUCCAGGCAUCAGCGCUCUUGAAGGCACUCUCGCGGACUGGCAAGUCGGGGAGUAUCUGGGCAUGUCGGCUCUGACAUGCCUGACUGGUAUUGCUGGUCGGCACUGCGACCCCGAGCGGCCUAGCAACAGACUCUUUGCACUGUUCGGUGUUCUCACGAACGAGGCAUCGUGGCAGACAUCUGAUGAGGAAGGUGUCACAUCGCUCACGGAAGAAGCGAUCCGACUAUGCGAGAGAAAUGGCGACUUCUCCUUCAUCUACACAUCGAAUGUGAGAGAAUCCAGCGCGAAUCGCAGGUGGCGCCCACUGCCAGACCCAGAGCACGGCUUAUUACCAAUCCUCCGCUGGCACUCCUGGGGCGUUGGCCAACCUGGUACAUUGACAGACUUCGGUCUUGAACUGCACGAUAUGGCUCCACUAGAGUCUUCAUCUGAGCCUUCGUCCGAAGCUGUCAAGGCAGUGCAGUAUUGGCUCCAGUCUUUCUCUGGCACCAAACCCCAUUCAAUCGAAGAGAUCCAUGCCCAGCUACCCACGGAUCUUUCUAAGCUAGGUCUAAAGCCAGGCGCUAAGUGUACCACUUCAAAUCACGGCUUCAUAAUGACAAGCUUCGAUCUCACUCCUGCGGAAGAAGUUCACUACUUUGCAGCAGCUAGCUUGUGCUGGACCUUCGGAGCCCCUGGGAUCGCCAAGAUCGUGAAGCAAGGUGUCCUUAAGCGCUGUAUUCCGAUUGUGCAUGUCGGGAGACAGUUCCAGGAUGUGACGGAUCGGGUCAGCGUGCAACUGUGGUGA
Messenger RNA from Fulvia fulva, 1251 nucleotides. RefSeq lists its product as uncharacterized. The record is from RefSeq and is a predicted model, not a curated record. Bases 1 to 1251 code for a protein of 416 amino acids. Lineage: Eukaryota; Fungi; Ascomycota; Dothideomycetes; Mycosphaerellales; Mycosphaerellaceae. The transcript has a single exon.